Molecule: messenger RNA, 1311 nt
Organism: Nematolebias whitei (Rio pearlfish)
Lineage: Eukaryota; Metazoa; Chordata; Actinopteri; Cyprinodontiformes; Rivulidae
Gene: avpr2ab
Product: arginine vasopressin receptor 2a, duplicate b
Exons: 6
Coding region: 1-1311 (436 amino acids)
Biological process (GO): G protein-coupled receptor signaling pathway; positive regulation of vasoconstriction; regulation of systemic arterial blood pressure by vasopressin
Cellular component (GO): membrane
Molecular function (GO): peptide binding; vasopressin receptor activity
Source: RefSeq, a predicted model, not a curated record
AUGUCCAACUCCAUGGUGACAGAGACAUACCAGUUUAUGGACUGGUCCAAGGUUCCUGCAACUCCGAUGGGCUCAAAUAUAACAGAGUGGGAGCGAGAUGGCCUGGUGGCAGUGGCAGAAGUGGUGGUGCUGGCAGUCAUUUUACUGUUGGCAUUAGUUGGCAAUGGGUUGGUGUUAGUGGUGUUGUUUAAGAGGAGCCUACACCACAGUCCACUGCACCAAUUUAUGCUCAACCUCUGUGUGGCUGAUCUGGUGGUGGCAUUGUUCCAGGUAUUACCACAGCUGGUGUGGGAUGCUAAGGGUCGCUUCCCUGGCCCGGACUUCUUGUGUCGCUUGGUGAAAUACCUGCAGGUUCUCGGGAUGUUUGCCUCUUCCUACAUGAUUGUUGCCAUGACAAUGGAUCGCCAUUAUGCUAUCUGCUGCCCCCUGAGGGCCCAUCGCAGCGGGGCCUCGAAGCGCUGGAAUACCUUCAUAGUGCAGGCGUGGGGUCUGUCCCUGCUGCUCAGUCUGCCACAGGUCUUCAUCUUCUCCCGCUCACAAGUGGCUCCGGGGGUGUACGAAUGUUGGGGAACCUUUGCAGAGUCCUGGGGUCUUAAAGCCUAUGUGACAUGGAUGACCCUGGCUGUCUUCAUCAUCCCUCUCCUCAUCAUUACUGUUUGUCAGGUACGCAUCUACAUGGAAAUUUAUCAUAAUCUGUACCAGAAAUCAGGGUGCCGCCUGUACAGACAAGACAACCAGAGCAGAAGAGGUGGAGGGGGGCCCUCUGUACCCGUUUAUGUUUGCCCCUUCACAAUCCACCACCCCGAGAGUCACAACAACUUGGAUACUGGAUCCACCGACCAGAACCUGCCAAUGAGUCCACUCAGGUCCAGUAGGAUCAGACCACAGUAUGAAACUGACACCUGCAGCACUGUCGAGCUGCAGUCUGACCCCACAGCAACCUCUGUCGUCUGUUCACCCCACCCACGUAAAGCCCCCCCAGCUGCCCAGGGUGGGGAAGAGACGGCAGCAAUGUCAAAGACCGUGAGGAUGACAUUGGUCAUCGUGCUGGUCUACUCCAUCUGCUGGGCCCCGUUCUUCAGCGUGCAGAUGUGGGCUGCCUGGGAUCCUGACCCACCCCAGAAAGGCGUAGCCUUCACCCUGCUGAUGUUACUGGCCAGUCUGAACUCGUGCACCAAUCCCUGGAUCUACGGCUUCUUUUCCAGCAGUGUGGCUGCAGAGCUGCGCCUGCUGCUGCUCUGUGGGGCUCACUCUCAGCGCCGGAGCUCCUUCCCCAACGACUCCACCACUUCACACACCUCCAACUUCUGA